AAUUUGACAGUUCGUUUUACAAAAUAUUCGUAAUACAUAUGAUUAAGCUCCACGCCGGUUUACUGCUAAUAUAGUUUUCUAAUUGCAAUUUAAUGUUAAAAAGUGUUUUAAGAACAAAUAAUAAUUUAAUUAAAUUAUUUCCAAAACACAAUUCCAAUAUGGCUGUAGGAAAAAGUUUAACAAGUAUUUUGUAUGAAUUAGAGAAAUUUGCACCAACUAGCUUGGCAGAGGAUUGGGACAAUGUGGGUCUUCUCAUAGAGCCCUAUAACAAAACCUGUAUUAAAAAUAUUUUGCUUACAAAUGAUUUAACUGAAUCCGUGAUGGAGGAAGCUGUGUCAAAAAAUACUGAUCUGAUAAUAUCUUAUCAUCCGCCAGUAUUCGCAUCUCUUAAACGUAUAACACAAAGUAAUUGGAAGGAACGCAUUGUUGCACGGUGUUUGAAGGAAUCUAUUGCAGUGUAUUCACCACAUACUUCGUGGGAUUCUGUAUCUGGCGGUGUAAAUGAUUGGUUAGCUUCAGCACUACCAGGCAAUAAUAUUAAGCCAAUAAAGCCAAAUCCAUGCCAACCAGAUUACGGUGCUGGACGCAUUUUUGACACGAAUGUAACCUUGGAGCAGGCAAUAUCCUGUGUACGUAACCAUAUCGGUACAGAUGUGCAUUUAAGUCUGGGCUUGGAACACAAUAAAGCAACAACUAUCAAAAAAGUAGCCGUUUGUGCUGGAUCUGGAGCUUCACUACUAAAAGGUGUAGAAGCAGAUUUAUACGUUACAGGCGAAAUGUCACAUCAUGAAUUGCUGGAUGCUAAUCACAAAAAGACUUCUGUCAUCUUGUGCAACCAUAGUAACUCUGAAAGAGGAUUUCUCCAAGUGUUCAAGGAACAAUUUAAUAAAAUUUUAAAUAAUGAAUGUGAAAUAUUUGUGUCGCAAAAGGAUAAAGAUCCUUUAAUUACAGUUAAAUAAAACUUACUUGUAUCUAA
Messenger RNA from Teleopsis dalmanni, 976 nucleotides. RefSeq names its product NIF3-like protein 1. The record is from RefSeq and is a predicted model, not a curated record. Lineage: Eukaryota; Metazoa; Arthropoda; Insecta; Diptera; Diopsidae. Gene Ontology annotation, cellular component: mitochondrion; cytoplasm.